UGAGGUUAUAUUUACAUUGUGUGUGGUACAUUUAAAAAGAAUGUAAAUGUGUUUCUAAAAAGACACUAAUAAAAAUAACAAGAAAUUUUGUGCAAUAAUGGAAACUAAAAGUUCUGCCGUUGAAGAAUUUUGCAGAUUAUGUUUAAAACCAAAGCCGUAUUACCUGCAACUAUUUCAAAACCAAAUUAUUGAAAUGCUGGAAUCGUUAACUUCAAUAAAAAUAAGCUGCGACGAUCCAGGCCCCAAUUUGACUUGCUAUGGAUGUUAUGUGGCGAUGAAAGUUGCAUACACAACUCAACAAAGACUAAUAAAAACAGAAAUGUUGCUUCAAGAGAAAAUAUUAGGUCAGCUUGUGGUAAAGGAAGAAAUAGAAGAAAGCGGCAGUGAACUAGAAAUGUUAGAAACCGCUAUUAAAUGUGAAGAUGGUAUUAGUGAAGAAAUUCAACCAGAAGAUCAAUAUCAUAAUGAAACACCCAGCACUGGUUAUAAAAACAAAAACCCAACAUUUUUAAAGUGUGAAACAUGUCCAAAUACAUAUGACAAUUAUUUUGACUAUUCAGAACACUCAAAAGGUCAUGAAAUGAAACAGUGCUUGAUGUGUCCACAAGUUAUCUCAGCAAUAGGAUUUAGAGAACACAAUUUAACACAUGAUACUGGUUACUGUGAAUACUGUGGGGCGCAAUUAAAACAUGCACUGUCUUUAAGGAAGCAUGUGCAACUUUACCACAGAGAACCAAAAAUUAUGUGUGAACAAUGUGGGGAAAUUUUAGACAAUAGAAGAAUGUUUGAUACACAUAUAACCACACACCAUACAAAAGAUGCGGCGUUUAUUUGUGAUCACUGUGGCGCUAAAUUUUAUAGUGUGAGCCUCUUGAAAAAACAUAUUAAACAACAACAUACUAUUGAUGAACAGUUUAGCUGUAACGUUUGUGGUAAGGCGUUUGGUUUAAAGUCCAAGCUUAAAGCUCAUGGGUUAAAACAUUCUGAUGAGAGGUUGUUUAUUUGCGAGUUUUGUGGAAAGGGGUUUAAGGAAAAAGGCACCAUGAAUACUCAUAAGAAGGGUGUCCAUGGGUGGAAGUCAGAAGAGAAAUUCAGGUGUAAAUUGUGCGAUAAAGGAUUUGCCACAAAAUUUGCCUUAAGUACACAUGUAGUGAGGAAACAUAAGGAAUAAAUUCAUGUUUC
Messenger RNA from Zophobas morio, 1182 nucleotides. RefSeq names its product zinc finger protein 93-like. The record is from RefSeq and is a predicted model, not a curated record. The coding region runs from base 98 to 1171 and encodes 357 amino acids. Gene Ontology annotation, molecular function: zinc ion binding. The transcript has 2 exons. Gene Ontology annotation, cellular component: nucleus. Gene Ontology annotation, biological process: positive regulation of transcription by RNA polymerase II. Lineage: Eukaryota; Metazoa; Arthropoda; Insecta; Coleoptera; Tenebrionidae.